UCGAUUCUCUUCUUCUUCUCCUUCUCCUCCUUCUCUAAUUCACCUCCAUUCUUGAAUGUCUCCUAUAACAAGGGCAGUAAAUACACACAAGGAGUAGGGAAUAGAGUGGAAAGGAAAAAAACAGAGGCAGAAUUGAGGUUUCCAGCUCGGAAAGACACAGAAGAGGAGCUGAGCAGAAGUAGACAGAAAGCAGCAGAAAACCCGUCAAAAGAAGCUCUUUCUCACAGUCCAGAGAUGGGUAAGACUGGAAAAUGGCUGAAGAAUUUCUUGACGGGGAAGAAAGAGAAGGAGAAGGAGAAGGAGAAGGAGGGAGAAAAUAACAACAGAGAGAAAGACAGGGGUGUUAUUAGCUCUCAGGAUUCUACUGCUAGUGUUGAGAAUCCAGCCGCCACUCCAAUUUCCCACCCACCAACUACUCCCAAGGAGAAGCGGAGAUGGAGUUUCAGGAGGACAUCUGCCACAGCGACUGCCAAUUCGGUAGAGCCACCUUCUGUCCCCGCCGCCCCUGCCACGCCGCCGGCUCGAUUGGGUUCGGAAAACGAGCAGAAGAAGCACGCCAUGGCCAUGGUUGCUGCUACAGCUGCGGCGGCGGAUGCCGCCGUGGCUGCUGCCCAGGCUGCCGCUGCUGUUAUCCGACUGACUGCUGAAAGGAAGAGCGCAAUUGAACAGGCCGCCGCGGUCAUGAUUCAAUCCGUGUUCCGAUCUUACCUGGCGACCAAGGCACUGCGAGCGCUGAAAGGAUUGGUGAAGCUUCAGGCGCUGGUGAGAGGCCAUCUGGUGAGGAAACAGGCCACCGCCACGCUUCGCUGUAUGCAGGCACUGGUGACCCUCCAGGCCAAAGCUCUAGCUCAGAGGAUUAGAACGUCAGCGGCAGAGGACGGGAAGCCUCCCAUCAGCGGCCAGAGACCGUACUCUUCUUCACACAGGAAAUCAACCCAAGAGAAUCGAUACAGACACAUUAAUUACGAUUCCGACCGAGGCAUGGAGGAAAACAUCAAGAUCGUGGAAAUGGAUCUCGGCCGGAACAGCUAUUCCUCUCACACCCGACCACAACCUGAAAGAACAGAUCGGAGAUUCUCCACUCAAUUCACGAAAUCGGAUUUCCAGGUGUCGCCGACGCCGUCGGCGCUAACGGAGAUGAGCCCUAGAGCUUACAGCAGUCACUUCGACGACUACUCAAUCGACGACACCGCACAAAGCAGCCCGCAGUACUGCUCCUCCGCGGUGGUGUCGAAACCCGACCCGUCGGCUCUCCCGCCGUUCUUGCCCCGACCCGAUUACCCGGAAUCCGUGUCGUACGAUCACGCACAGUUCCCGAGCUACAUGGCGAACACGGAGAGCUCGAUGCGUAAAGUUCGGUCCCAGAGCGCGCCCAAGGCUCGGCCGCCGGAGCAGCCCAGCACCCGGCGGCGGGAAGGGAGGAACGUCCCGCGUGCGGUGCGGAUGCAGCGGUCGUCGUCGCACGUGGGAGCCGCCGGUCAGAAUUACCAGUUCCCGUGGGCGAUGAAGCUCGACAGGUCGUCGGUUUCGGUGCUGGAUAACAGCGAAUGUGGAUCCACUGCUAGUACCGCGGUCACUAAUACAAAUUACUGCAGAUCGCUUGUGGGCUUUGAUAUUCAGAAGCAUAGAUAGGAACACAAGGAUGCAAUUUGGUUAUGAUGCAUACGAUACGAUACAUUUGCGUAACUGCUUACGUGGUGGUUGGAAUGCAAGUUUCCUCGUUUUUUAGGAUGAUCAGCGGUAAUCUUUGUAUGUUUAAUAAUCGAAUUGAAAUGGAGAAAAUUAUGUGAUGUCAGAAGGUGUGGAGAGUGAUGGAGAGACUGCAAAUGAAGUUUGACCAGUGGUGUUUUCCUGGUGGUGUGUUUACUGUUUUCUUUUGCUAAUUUUACUUUCUUCUGUAUAUGUGUGCAUAAACUGUUGAAUAAACUAUAGAGCUUUUUCCAUCCGGUACGUUGGUGCCUGGUGGUUGUAAACUUGUAAUCAUUUAUUGCUUUUGGAGUCAAUGUUCAGGACACACUGAAAAAAUGGGUUAAUUG
Molecule: messenger RNA, 2036 nt
Organism: Linum tenue
Lineage: Eukaryota; Viridiplantae; Streptophyta; Magnoliopsida; Malpighiales; Linaceae
Source: the annotation of a GenBank genome assembly